This is a messenger RNA of Eufriesea mexicana, 5276 nucleotides long. RefSeq names its product glycosylphosphatidylinositol-anchored protein quiver (gene qvr). The record is from RefSeq and is a predicted model, not a curated record. Gene Ontology annotation, biological process: regulation of synaptic transmission, cholinergic; sleep; positive regulation of voltage-gated potassium channel activity. Lineage: Eukaryota; Metazoa; Arthropoda; Insecta; Hymenoptera; Apidae. The coding region runs from base 441 to 917 and encodes 158 amino acids. The transcript has 5 exons.
UCGACCUGGAUCCGCACUUCGCGUCUAUCCGAUUGCGCGACUCGGGUGCCGUUUCGCGGACCGCGUAGCGACGCCUGCUGCUGCUCAAACGCGCUGGCGUAGUCGCAACCACUGCAUCCGUUCACGUCGCAUCGUUCGUCCCUAACGUGGAAUCGUCCACCGCCAUGCUGGUUGGUGCACCGAUCGUUUAAAUUCUACGGGGGAACACACCGAUUAAUCGACGACAGUGACAACAGUGAUCUGCUGCGACUGGAACAAGGCCUGGAAUUCGGUGUCCCGAUAUUUUCUUCUCCAUCGAGUUCCCGAUCUCUCUGAACGUCGAUCGGCUGACGGACGGAUGCAACUCCGCGAAUCACCUUUGAUACGCGUCCCGACCGUAGAGAUAAACUCGUGACACGGCAUGGAGAUAGACAGGAAGUAAGAAGCGAGCCGCCGGAAACAUGUCGCCCAGUCGUUUGAUAGUGGCGGCAAUUGUACUCGCGGUUGCCACCGUCUGUCGCGCGGAGUGCCAGACUCGUUCCAUAUAUUGCUACGAAUGCGACUCGUGGACGGAUCUCAGAUGCAAGGAUCCAUUCAAUUACACUGCACUUCCGAGGGAUCAACCGCCUCUCAUGACUUGCAACGGCUGUUGCGUGAAAAUGGUUCGCAACGCGAAAUCACCGUACGAGACCGUGAGGCGGACCUGCACUUCGCAACUACAGAUAAACUUAUUCAUGGUGGACCACGUGUGCAUGAUGGAAAGAACCGGCACUGGUCACAUGUGCUUCUGUGAGGAGGAUAUGUGCAAUCGUGUCUCCCCGACCUCGUGUUCAAAUCCCGCACUCCUGCUGAUCCUGUCGACCAUCCUUGUACUACGCUCGGUCAAUUUAGGGGUCCCAGCUUGCUUUGUAGAACGUUGCAAUGGUCACGUCGUAUAACACUGAUUUACUCGAUUCACCUGCCAGUGAUUCCGAUCAUAUCCUUCGUAGACAUUUAGUUUUAGUCGACGAGCAGAAAUCUCGUCGGGACGAGCGAUCCUUUGCGGUCACGUACAGAGGUCUACGCCAUCCGACCGCUCGGGCCUUGUGUUUCUUUCCACGUUCGCGUAGCGAAAGACAGAGGUAACGCGUACGUGCCUCGGCAAAAGGGACGAGGGUCGAUCGAUCAUUGGGUAAUCACCUCGGAUACCUAACGUACGGAUUAUACAUUCAAAUUUGGCAAUUAAACUGGCUCGACACAGGAAUCCCGGCUCUCGAUGGCUCCGCGAUCGCUCGUCCCGGUCGGUUCUUCGGCAUAAACAGUAGCGAAAAAUCUCGACAGUGUUCCGUGUAGACGAAUCAUUCGACUCUCUGUCACUCUCACGAUCUUACCAAGCGCCCUUCUCUUUUGGUUCGUGGCUCCAUGGGAACGUUAACACCUUCGCGAUGUUGAAAUUUUCGAGUAGCGGGAUGGAACUUUUAUUUCUUUCCGCCAUUCUACCGGCUGGAUUUAUUUUUCGUCCAAGAUGGCAUGUUACCUGGGUUACUUUCCAAUUAUCGCAGCGUCGCCAGUCGCCGUUCUUUUAGUUUCAUUUCAAAUUUUCGCGUCUCUCUUAAGCCGCGUUUAUCGCUACCAACGUUUACCUUCCUUUCGGCCAAAUUUUGCUGCAUGAGGAUCGAUCAGGAUCCUACCUUCCUCUGCAACCGUUGAUUCGUUUCUUUUGUUCGAUCUUUUCGUCUCUUUCACUCUCAGCAUCGUUGCAUCUGAUUUUAUACAAAUUUCUCUCUCCUUUUACGUUUGUCAAUUUUCAAUAUUUUGCAAGCAUCGUUCUCUAGUUCUCGCAGAGCAUCUUGUCGCGACAGGUUAGCAAUAGUCUGUCAUUACAUCGUGAUAUUUUGGAAUGUAUCUUUUCGUUCGACUUUUCACUCGCUUGUCUCGUUUAUCUCUGUUCCAUACGAGGUACGUCGUCUUUUCCGAGCGAACGCGGCAAUUCGUAGGUAUAGUGUUUGCAACGUUGUUCGAUCAUUGCAAGAACCUAGGAUUUAAUGUGUGUCUAGUUGUGUUACCUCACACACGUUUACCGCUUUCCCAUUGUGCGCACACCUUGCACUGGGAGUGACGGACCUUCUCCAAGGAAAACUGCCUCGAGUGACGAAGGAUAAUCGAGAUACCAAGAGUGAGAGAGAGAGAGAGAGAGUGUGUGUGUGAGAGAGAGAGAGAGAGAGAGAGAGUGAGUGAGUGAGAGAAAGAGAGAGAGAGAUAAACGUUCAUUUUAGAUAGAGCAUAGAGGUCGACUGUUGGGAACAUUUCGUAUUAACUUGUUAACUCGUAAAAGUGCUAACCGAUACGUUAAUUCAAUAUUUAGCGAAGAUUUGAUACGCGUUUGAUAUUAAAAAUUAGCGCCUUUAAUAUUGCUUUUAAGGAUACCAAACGAUCUGUACUGCAACAGUAUUCGAAAUUUUGGUAUGUAACUUUGUAAAUAAUCGUUUAUUACGGAGAGAUGAUCGCGCGAGGAUCUUCUCGAGAUCCUCGAAGCUUCGGAUUUCAGUUCUAUCGUAUAAAUCGAAUUCUCCUAUGAUAAUCUCUCUUCGAUCGCUAUAUCCAUCUCAUGGAACGAUACAAUGCACAACAUUCGAUAUCUAUGCACGCGCCUCUGAUUCUGAACCGAUCGAAUGAUUUUCGCGCAUAUGCGAAACGCGCAGAUAAGUAAACAUUUCCCGACAGCUCUCUGUUUCUUGCCAUACGUUCCUUACGUAUAACGACUGUCGUACUUCCCCCGCUGUUCUUCGUCACUGACGCGACCGUAAACGUUCACCCAUUUGCCAUUCUUUACGAGACACCGGUAUUUCGCGCCUCAUGCACCAUAAGACUGCGAAACGAGAAUGGCCCAUGGUACACGUAGCUUAAAGUAGACCACGGUCAGGACGCAUGGUUUCGGCAUGUCCAUCCGUCAGCAGCGUCAUGAGAAAGCAACGUCCGCAACCGGCGAGCAUUGACAGCAGCAUUUUCGAGCUCUACGUUUUCCCAGUCGUUUGACCAGCGCGCGUCUGCCUUUAUUCUUUUAUUUUUCUUUUUUUUCUAUUCGACAUACAUAUUUUCUUUUCGGCUAGAUGGUUCAACGUUCGACAAGUACGGUUGAACGUUGGUUAAAAUUUCGUGAGUUCGGGAACGAGAUCCAAUCGUCGAAUGGCAGACGCGCGCACGCGAAUGUAACCACGGUAGUGUUUAGCGAGUUCUGCAAAUCACGUACCUAGCAGGGGUGUGUUCACACGUAGUAAAGAGCGAACUCGAGAGCAUGGAUCGUAGCACUUUCAGUAACAGUGUGUUGAAAGUCACGACAGAGGAAACUUUACGAGGCUUUCGUCGCGAGAGCCUCGUAGUACGGACCGACACCGAGCGAGUCGUUCACACGUUUACGAUCUUCCGUGCAACCCCUUUCCUCUGUCCCGAGACUUUCGCGUCGCCGUACAGCAACACCUUGCAUGACACUUGCAUGAAUCUGUUGUUAGUACUCUUGCGAAAGACAAAGAAUCCCGUAGCCGUUGCUUCCGCGGGGAACGGACGUCAAGGAAACAUCCUAUUCGAAUUUUUGGAACAUUCGACACUGAUAAUAUGCGAUACGGUGUUCAGACAGAGAAUAGUAAAAGAGAUAUGCAUCGUAGGAAUUAACGAUCGUGACAAUUCCGCGCGAGUUCCGCGUGGAUGAGCGGGCCGAAGUUCGUUGCCAAAGAGGAAGCACGGCUAUGUAACAGAAACCCGAACACGAAACCCUCCACCCAUACGAAUGCAACGCGAGGCAGAUCGAACUUAACAAAAGCACAACGUGGGCCUUCAGCUUCGAUCGUGCCACGCCAUCUCGCGCAACCAGCGGCUUCCCGCGCGCUUUCAGGCUUGCGGAAGCUCGCGACGAUCCCGCGGCACGCAACUCGAGGAACUCGAUGGACGAAAGCGACGUUGACUCGCUCGAGGACACUCGUGGAUCUAGCGCUUCACGAUCACGCAGUUCGGUCAUUUCGGGGUACGGCUGGCACGGCCAAGUUGAACGCGCAUGUCCUCACAGAGAGGCUUCCGGUGUGGAGCCUCUUGCCAAACAAGCUUCGGUGCUUGCUUCACUGAAAGCGAGCUAACCGGUGUUUCUCUGGCAAGCCAUGCGGCUCGUGUCGCGUCAUUUGUUCAUUGUCGCACGCGCGGCUGCGAGGCUAUUUUCAUUCUCGCGUCUCUUCUAUCUGUCUGCCCCUUUUAGUUCCAGUUUGUCAUUGCGCCACCGAUCCGCUACCGUUCGCCAUUUUCUAUCCGACAGUUUGCCGAUUGUAUCGGAGAGGACGUCGAUGAUCGAGGGAUCGUUCGUUACGUGGACGUUGAUCGAAGAUCGUUUCGUUUGUAAUCGAAAUUCGUUUCUCUGAUCGAGAAACGCAGCGGGAGACGGGAGCUGCAAUGACAACACUGACAUCAGCAUGUAACACGAGUGAAUUUCCAUUUCUAAGUGUGGCCUCGCAGCUGGAAAGAAUCCACGUUACGCUACCGAUUUAGUACCAUGCGAAGUGAUGGCGGAUGCGUUCGGACGAACCUUAAGCAAUUCGAUCGAAACGUUUGACGUGUCACGACGAUAUUUUCGGUUCGUUUUACAUUUCAAGGACGCGAAACGUCAAGUACGAUACUCGUCUCGAUCGAGGCUGCUUCGGGUUUCGAGACAGGGAAACGGAAAAGUAAUUGACUCGGAAUCGAUACAUUUGUUGCCCGCCUGUUUACACGAAAGCUCAUGUCCAAGUGCUUGCAUAAGAAUCGCGGAGAUUAUUAUCGAUGUACACUUUUGUCUGUUAAAAAUCGAUGUUUGCGAUUGCGCCGAGAUGCCAACCUACGUAUCGAUAUGCUGUGACAUUUUUAUCUCGAUGUUGGUGAACAUUGGGCAUAACUGAAUGCCGGUGUGAUGAUUAUAUUUUACGAUGCAAGUGUCAAGAAUCCCCUCUGUCUCUACGUGUCGAUGUGUAUCAGAUUUUGUAUGAUCGUUGCCCCCGGAGAUGUUGAUUUUUCUGACCUCUUGGUUCUACGUUGGUGUCAGUUACGUUGAUUGAAGACGAUUGAUAGAUUAUAUCGGAUGGCAUGAAGCGAUGUUUCGAUGGCAAAGUAGCGUUUUCGAUUUAUACUUUGGCACGUGAUUUCGUUGUCCCCCAUUUAGAUCCACAAGGACACGAUUUUCUUGCAAGCUCCACGCGAUUAUUGCCUCCGCGCGUAACACGUUCGUUAUUAUUUGUUACAUACGACAUUUGAACGACGACCUGUACAAAGAGAAGAGAUAAAUAACUAGUUCUUAAGCAGAA